Molecule: messenger RNA, 2086 nt
Organism: Histoplasma capsulatum G186AR
Lineage: Eukaryota; Fungi; Ascomycota; Eurotiomycetes; Onygenales; Ajellomycetaceae
Product: DUF500 domain-containing protein
Exons: 4
Coding region: 290-1519 (409 amino acids)
Biological process (GO): actin cortical patch localization; actin filament bundle assembly
Cellular component (GO): actin cortical patch
Molecular function (GO): phosphatidylinositol binding; actin filament binding
Source: RefSeq, a predicted model, not a curated record
CCGCAGCUCAAUAACGUCGUGGCUCGUGGCUGCGUCCGUAGCCUUCCGUAAUCUUUACAUAUUAGGAUGUGAAGGCACAGCGGAGUCAACAAAACCGCCGUUUUAGAUCUACGGACCGGAGCCUCAGUAAAGCCUCUGCCGCAGUCAUCCGCCGUUUGUGCACAAGCCACCACCACCACCUCCUCUUUUCCCAUUUCCCGUCCUGCUAGCAUUCAUCCGGCGUUAUAUACGUAGUGAAAGCCCCAUCCAGUUCUCCGCUCAUCUUUACCCAACUACCGCGUACGGAAAUAUGCCUCUAGGAAUACAUAAUCCGCUGCCCUCUUCUAUGAGGAGCGAAUGCAGAAAAGCUGGGAAAAUUCUCGCUUCUUUCGUUGAUCCCCGUCAAGCUUUUGGCCCAGAUAAAAUUAUUCCCCCUCAGAUAUUAGCAAACGCCAAGGGGCUUGCGGUCCUCACUGUGAUCAAAGCAGGCUUUCUUGGCUCAGCUCGAUUCGGCUCAGGUAUUGUCGUCGCUCGUUUGGCAGAUAAUUCGUGGUCAGCGCCGUCCGCAAUCGCAACGGCCGGGGCGGGAUUUGGUGGACAGAUCGGUUUUGAGUUGACAGAUUUUGUUUUCAUUCUAAACGAUUAUAACGCCGUCCGGGCGUUCUCCCAGGCAGGCAGUAUUACAUUAGGAGGCAAUGUUUCUAUUGCGGCCGGACCCAUUGGGCGCAACGCUGAAGCUGCUGGAGCCGCGAGCACAAAGGGGGUCGCUGGAGUUUUUUCGUACUCCAAGACAAAAGGCCUCUUUGCGGGUGUAAGCCUGGAGGGAAGCGUACUAGUGGAGAGGAAGGAUGCCAAUGAACGACUUUAUAAUUCCAAAGUAUCUGCUCGCCAGCUACUUGAAGGAUCAAUCCGCCCACCCCCUGCGGCAGAACCACUAAUGCUUGUUCUUCAAUCACGUGCGUUCUCUGGUAACGCGGCCUUUGGGAAUGAUUCAAUGUACAACGAUAUCCCCAUAUAUGACAACUCGCAUGAUAGAGUUGUUUGGGAGGGGAAACGAGGUGAUGCGUUUGGAGAAGGUGUGCGACGAGACCGCACAGGAUCUUUAAAUUCGCGAGAUGACUACCAAUACCAUGAUCGACCAAGGCGUGCAAGCACAUGGGCUGACGAUGUCUACGACCAGCAACCGCCUAGCGGUGGCAUGCAUCGAUCCUACACUACACGAGCUAAUCCAAGGGAGACGUUCGAUAAUUACAAUCGCGGUGGUGAAGAUGGUUAUAUGUACAGCGACAGAAGGCCGACACGUCCCACAGCUCCCAAACCAGUUUUCGGCUCAAAAGGGGAGGCUGCUUCAUUGCAAAAGGACCAAGUCGUGGCAUUGUUCACUUUUGAUGCUGACCAGGAAGGCGAUUUGGGAUUUAAAAAGGGUGAGAUCAUUACCAUUCUCAAAAGAACAGACAAGAAAGAGGACUGGUGGACUGGGCGCAUAGGUGAUAGAACCGGCAUUUUUCCUAGUAACUACGUUGACGCUUCAAAUCUCUAACCGUCGUUUUCUGGACUGUGACCUUGGUACAACCCCAAAUGCUAUCAAAAGCACCAGCAAACGACGAAGACCUGUGCAAGCAUUUCCUUUUUCCGCAACCGCACCUGUCCCAAUGAUUUCCAACCUCUACCUCUCUCACCAGUGAGUUAUGCUCGUUCAAGCGAAUAUCCGUGCGACACCACCAUUACCCUAGCCGAAUAAACAGCUUUAUCGCCCCUCUUGUUACCCAUCUCAACUAUAUGCAUUCUACUCUUCUACUCUAGGAUCCGAUGAGUGUAUCUAUAUACGUGUUGAUGUCAAUUUCUUGGGUAUUUUUUGUUCUUUUACCUUGUUUCGUUUUGACCUUCUCUGCAUUUUGAAACCUUCCAGCGAUUCUUUUCUUUUUGAUAUAUAUAUAUAUUUUCAAUUCGGAUGUCUACAUUCUCUGUUUCAACAUGAGACCAACUUCUCAAUUGUUGCAUUUUCCCUCUCUCUUUCUCUGCACGCUUUUGAGCUUGUUGGCGCUUCUCUCUCUCUCUUUUUCAAACAUAACCAUGACAUAAGGAAUGCAAGAGAAGACUAUUUGUU